Molecule: messenger RNA, 1002 nt
Organism: Puma concolor (puma)
Lineage: Eukaryota; Metazoa; Chordata; Mammalia; Carnivora; Felidae
Gene: ATAT1
Product: alpha tubulin acetyltransferase 1
Biological process (GO): alpha-tubulin acetylation
Cellular component (GO): microtubule
Molecular function (GO): tubulin N-acetyltransferase activity
Source: RefSeq, a predicted model, not a curated record
AUGGAGUUCUCUUUCGAUGUGGACGCCCUGCUGCCGGAGCGGAUCACGGUGCUGGACCAGCACCUGCGACCCCCAGCCCGGCGACCCGGAACCACAACGCCGGCCCGUGUUGACCUGCAGCAGCAAAUUAUGACCAUUGUAGAUGAACUGGGCAAGGCUUCUGCCAAGGCCCAGCAUCUUCCUGCUCCCAUCACCAGUGCAUCAAGGAUGCAGAGCAACCGCCAUGUUAUGUAUGUGCUCAAAGACACUUCAGCGCGACCAGCUGGAAAAGGAGCCAUUAUUGGCUUCCUGAAAGUUGGAUACAAGAAACUCUUUGUGCUGGAUGAUCGUGAGGCUCACAAUGAGGUAGAACCACUUUGCAUUCUGGACUUUUACAUCCAUGAGUCACUUCAACGCCAUGGCCAUGGACGAGAACUCUUCCACUAUAUGUUGCAGAAGGAGCGGGUUGAACCACACCAACUGGCCAUUGACCGACCAUCACAGAAGCUGCUUAAGUUCCUGAAUAAGCAUUACAACCUGGAGACCACAGUCCCACAGGUCAACAACUUUGUGAUCUUCGAAGGCUUCUUUGCCCAUCAGCACCGGCCCCCUGCUCCCUCCCUGAGAGCAUCUCGACAUUCUCGUGCUGCUGUGGUUGAUCCUACACCUGCUGCUCCAGCAAGAAAGCUGCCACCCAAGAGAGCAGAGGGAGACAUUAAGCCAUAUUCCUCUAGUGACCGAGAAUUUCUGAAGGUAGCUGUGGAGCCUCCUUGGCCCCUAAACAGGGCCCCUCGCCGUGCUACACCUCCAGUUCACCCACCCCCCCGCUCCAGCAGCCUGGGAAACUCACCAGAACGGGGUCCCCUCCGCCCCUUUGUGCCAGAGCAGGAGCUGCUGCGUUCCCUGCGCCUCUGCCCUCCACACCCUACUGCCCGCCUUCUGCUUGCUACUGACCCUGGGGGCAGUCCAGCCCAGCGUCGCCGCACCAGCUCCCUUCCCCGCUCUGAUGAGAGUCGAUACUGA